This is a messenger RNA of Closterium sp. Naga37s-1, 1365 nucleotides long. The record is from the annotation of a GenBank genome assembly. NCBI's taxonomy places the organism in Eukaryota, Viridiplantae, Streptophyta, Zygnematophyceae, Desmidiales, Closteriaceae.
AUGCAGAAAGUGCCCGCCGUCGUCCAGGACGGGAGCGUGGACUUUGGCAUGCUAGCAAUGAGCGGGUUGUGCUGGGUGGUGAGGAGAAUGGAUCUCCUGACCGGCGCCCUCCGUCGCAGUGCGACCAGCAUGGACAAGGUCAACGUCUCGGGGUUGAAGGGGCUGCGGAGUGCGAUGAUAACCUUCAUCAAGGAGCACGUCGCUUUGAAACGGUCGGGCCAUGUCGGAGUUGCUGCCGACGCCUGUGACGACGACGGCGAGGAGCCCCCGUCGGCAUCCAAAGCAGUAGGCAUCGUCCACCCCGUCGAUGAUGCGCGUGGGACUUCGAUCGGCGAGCCCGUCGGCGGCGUCGACAAGGAAGAUGAGGAGGCAGGAAGGGCGGUGACUGAGACCGCGGAGAAGCACCAGGAUGAUAACGAGGAUCAGGAAGAGGAGGAUGAUAACGAGGAUCAGGAAGAGGGGGACCAUGAGGAUCGUGAGGAGGAGGAGGAGGAGGAGGAGGAGGAGGAGGAGGAGGAGGAGGAGGAGGAGGAGGAGGAGGAGGAGGGGGGGGGGCUCGGCGACGAAGGAGGAGGAGGAGGAGGUGGAGGAGGCGGCGAAGCAGAAAGAGGGGGAGCAGGAGGAAGAGGUCGAGUGGGAGGUCAUGGAGGAGGGGAGGCUGCCGACGAGGAGAAAGUCGGCGUGGAGGCGGCUCACGAGGGGGGUGGGAGGUCGACGGAUGUGAACGAGGGAGGGGAGGCUGCCGACGAGGAGAAAGUCGGCGUGGAGGCGGCUCACGGGGGGGGGGGGGGGGGUGGGAGGUCGGCGGAUGUGAACGAGGGAGGGGAGGCUGCCGACGGGGAGAAAGUCGGCGUGGAGGCGGCGCACGGGGGGAGUGAGAAGGUCGUGGUCGGCGAUGUGGAUCCCCACGCGAAGGAAGUUAUCGACCUCGAGGCCGGUGGAGAGGGGGAUGCCGCCGCAGCCACGAAGCAGACGGGCGUGGAAGGGCCUACCGAGGCCACCGCAGGGAAGGCCGUGGGGGAGCGGUCAAGGAAGAAGAAGGCGGCGCGCGGUCAUCCCGGUUCCUCCGCAUCUGCUCUGCAGACACCGCUGGACGUCGUCGAGCAGCUGCGACAAGAGAACAGACGGUUGACGGCAAAAAAUGCCCGUUUGAAGAAGGCGCUCGGAGAGGAGAAGGGUCGGGUGGACAGUUUUGCGUUGGGGGCACGUGCACUGAUGGACAAGCUCAAGAAGUUGGCCGACCAGGUCGCCGUCUCCGACCAGAAGGCGGCGAGUCGGCUGCUAGACGCGACCUUGUCCAUGUCGACAACCGUCACGGACAACAUCACCGCCAACAUGGGCGACGCAUGGGAGGCGAUGAAGUAA